This is a messenger RNA of Paralichthys olivaceus (Japanese flounder), 2277 nucleotides long. RefSeq names its product alpha-2Db adrenergic receptor-like. Gene Ontology annotation, cellular component: plasma membrane. The record is from RefSeq and is a predicted model, not a curated record. Gene Ontology annotation, molecular function: epinephrine binding; alpha2-adrenergic receptor activity. NCBI's taxonomy places the organism in Eukaryota, Metazoa, Chordata, Actinopteri, Pleuronectiformes, Paralichthyidae. Gene Ontology annotation, biological process: platelet activation; adenylate cyclase-activating adrenergic receptor signaling pathway; regulation of smooth muscle contraction.
AUCUCUCACUUCAUCUUCUCCCUCCUCACUUUGCUCAGUUCCUAUCCCACUUGUCUUCCUCUCUCUCCUCUCCACGCAUCUCUCCUCCUCCUCCUCCUCCUCUUCCUCCUCCUCUUCUCUCCUCACGCAGCAGCAGUGUUGCUCGGCACAGCAACGACUCGAAUCAAAGUGAGGACGUCUGCUUUUCUUUCUCUUGCCUCAUUGUUGUUCUUUUUUCUCAUGACGCCUCCUCCACUUCUCCUCUUCUCUUUUUAAAAUCGUUUCAGUCAUUUUCUCUUCAAUCCUUUUUUCUGCCUCUGAUCUUUUCGUGAGUGCAGCAGUUACCAUCCAAACAGCGUCUCUGCUAAACUGGAGCAUGAACACAUCUGCUCACCGGUUUUUUUCUCUGCUUUGUUGUCUCUUUGGAAAUAAGUCGACCAAUCCUGCAGCUUUAAUCCCGAAUGAAACGUCUGAAUGGACAUUUUAUCAUUUUUGACUUCUGGAAAUGAUGUAAAUCGCUCUGUCAGAGAUGAAACUCUGUGAAUGGACUGGAGGUUGAAAAUAAAUUGGCAUCAUGACGUCAGUCAUUUAACCAGGAUGGACUUCUCAGAUGUCUUCACUCCUGUUUCUUCACCACCAGACUCCUCUCUGGACAAUGUCAGUCAAACCUCCCCCUCCUCCCUGUCCAGAUCUCCUCCUCUACCUCCUCACUCUCAGGUGGUGUCAGUCUUCAUCGUGCUGGUGGUCACAGUCAUCAUCCUGGGGACCGUGGUGGGUAACGUGCUGGUGGUGAUGGCCGUGUUCACCAGUCGAGCUCUGAGGGCGCCUCAAAAUCUCUUCCUGGUGUCUUUGGCCUCAGCGGAUAUUCUGGUGGCGACGCUGGUGAUUCCCUUCUCUUUGGCUAAUGAGGUCAUGGGCUACUGGUACUUUGGUUCCACCUGGUGCUCCUUCUACUUGGCUCUGGACGUCCUCUUCUGCACCUCCUCCAUCGUCCACCUCUGCGCCAUCAGCCUCGACCGCUACUGGUCCGUCACGAAAGCCGUCAGCUACAACCGCAAACGGACGCCUAAGCGGAUCAAAGCGAUGAUCAGCGUGGUGUGGUUCAUAUCGAUCGUCAUCUCGUCCCCACCGCUCCUCAUGACGCAGAAAGAGAAGGAUGUGGAGACGGAGGACGAGAGGGACACACAGAUGCAGGAGUGUCUUCUCAACAACCACACGUGGUACAUCCUCUCCUCCUGCCUGGUGUCCUUCUUCGCCCCGGGAGUCAUCAUGAUACUGGUGUAUUGUAAGAUCUACCGUGUUGCCAAGCAGCGAGCCUCCACCGUGUUCGUGGCCAAGAAUGCGAUGGAGCGGCAGCCGUCACAGUCCGAGACCUGCUUCGUGGGCACGGCCAGGACCUGCCAAAGAAAAGGAGCCGGCGAUCGUCAGUACGAGCUGCACAGCCCGCAGCCCGUCAACCGCCACAGCUCGUCCAACAGAGACAGCACCAGCAGCAGCCACAGGAGAGGAGAGCUGGACGGUAUCGACCUGGAGGAGAGAAGCCUCGAGGCUGACGUGAAAACAUCCUUCCCCUCGUCUCUCCGUUUCCCCAGGAGAGCAGGUGGGAGGGUGAAGACAGAGGAAGGGAAGGACGCUGAGGUAACAACCAGCAGUUUGAAACCUCCUCCGCCUCCUUCCUGCGCCUCCAUAUCCUGGGCAUCAUCAGACCAGUUCUCCCACCACUGCCUCCUCCCCUCUCCCGUGCCGCUGCGCAGCCGCCACUCGUCUCUGUCCAAACACAAAGUGGCUCAAAUGAGGGAGAAGCGCUUCACCUUCGUUCUGGCGGUGGUGAUGGGAGUUUUUGUUCUCUGCUGGUUCCCAUUUUUCUUCACCUACAGUCUCCAGGCUGUGUGCAGAGACAAGUGUACGAUUCCCGACUCGCUCUUCAACCUCUUCUUCUGGAUCGGAUACUGCAACAGCUGCCUGAACCCCAUCAUAUACACCAUCUUCAACCGGGACUUCAGGAGGGCCUUCAAGAAGAUUCUGUUCCACACUCACAGACCAGCAUAGCGCCUCCAUGUGGUUUGAUCCUGUUUUCCACUGUGCUGUCAUUCCGACAUUAAAGGGCUUGUCAUACAGCUGCAGUAUUGAUUCAUUAUUCUAACGUAUGAAGUCAUCACUUUGUAUGAGCUGUUCUGUGAGAGUAUCACUUCAUAUAAAGUUCAUAUAUCGGACCCCUGAUGCAAUAAAGCUUCCACGGUAACACUGGGCUGAAUGUUAGUUAGGGAAAUGGCCGCGGGGCUGAGGACCUGCGGAGCU